AGAAACAUUGGAUAUUGGAUAAGAUGAGCACCACAGCCACAACUUUCCCUUCUUGCUCCUUCAAACAAUGCAACCUCUCAACAACAACAGAAACCACAACCCUCUCACAGAAAUCAGUCCUAGAAAUCCUAAACAAAAAGUGCUUCAACUCACUCCAACAUGUAAGACAGUUACAUGCCAUCACACUAAGAAAUGGUCACUUCCAAGACCACUAUGUAUCAGGCACCUUACUCAAGUGCUACUCCAACCCUCACUUCAGCAACUUCAACACUGCAAUCAGAGUCUUUGAAACAAUCCAAAAACCCAAUGUGUUUGUGUGCAAUGUCCUCAUCAAAGGGUCCUUGGACAAUGGGGACCCACUUGUAGCCAUAACUUGUUAUCACAACAUGCUUCUCUUGUGGGACUCUAGGCCUAACAUGUUCACUUACCCAACCUUGCUUAAGGCUUGUGCCAUUACUGGUUCUCUUAAGGAAGGUUUUCAGUUUCAUGCACAUGUGUUCAAGUUUGGCUUUGGUGCUGAUAAUCACAUCAAGAGUGCUGCCAUUCAAAUGUAUGCAUCAUUUGGACUUGUUGAAGAGGCAAGGAAGAUGCUUGAUGAGAAUGGUGAAACUGAUGUGAUUUGUUGGAACGCAGUGAUUGAUGGAUAUUUUAAGUGUGGUGAAGUGGAAGCUGCUCAUGAGCUGUUUGUGAAAAUGCCUAAGAAGAAUGUUGCUUCAUGGAACACAAUGAUAACAGGGUUUGCUAGGUGUGGGAAGAUUGAGAAUGCAAGGAACAUGUUCGAUGAAAUGGAUGAGAGAAAUGAGAUAUCUUGGAGUGCCAUCAUUGAUGGUUAUAUAAAACAAGGGUGUUUCAAGGAGGCAAUGGAAGUUUUCCACAAAAUGCAGAGAGAAAAGGUGAAGCCAAAACAGUAUUUGUUACCAAGUGUCGUAGCAGCUUGUGCCAAUUUGGGGUCUCUAGAUCAAGGUAGAUGGAUUCAUUCAUAUGUAGAAAGGAAUUCGUUUCAGCUGGAUGGAGUUUUAGGCACUGCUUUGGUUGAUAUGUAUGCAAAAUGUGGCCGUCUUGACAUGGCGUGGGAAGUGUUCGAGAAGGUGAGAAUGAAACAAGUGUCUACUUGGAAUGCCAUGAUUUGGGGGCUCUCGAUCCAUGGAAGAGCCGAGGAUGCGAUUCAGCUCUUGACCAAGAUGCAAGAGGAGAAGCAGAAGCCAAAUAAGGUGACUCUGUUGGGUGUUCUAAAUGCUUGUGCGCAUGCUGGAAUGGUUGAAAGAGGAAUAGGAUUAUUAAAUUCAAUGAAGGAAGUGUAUGGAAUUGAGCCUCGGGUGGAGCAUUUCGGCUCUGUGGUUGACCUCCUGGGAAGAGCUGGACUUGUAAAUGAGGCAGAGAAGUUAAUAGAAUCAAUGCCAAUGAAGCCUAAUGCAGCUGUUUUGGGAGCACUUUUGAAUGCAUGCAGGAUACAUGGAAAUGUUGAGUUAGGAGAACAAUUAGGGUGGAUUUUACUGGACAUGGAACCUCAGAACAGCGGCCGUUACUCGCUGCUAUCGAACAUUUAUGCGAAAGCAGGACGAUGGGACGAUGUAACUAGAGUUAGAAAGUUGAUGAAGGAAAGAGGAAUUAAGACUAUUCCUGGAAGUAGCAUGAUAGAUUUGCACGGCACGGUUCAUGAAUUCAAGAUGGGAGAAGGUUCUCACCCACAAAUGAAGGAAAUUUAUGUUAUGUUAGAAAAUGUGAUGGAGAAGUUGAGGAAUGAAGGGUAUUCACCAAACACCACAAUGGUGUCCUUUGACAUUGAAGAGGAAGAGAAGGAAACUGCACUUAAGCAGCAUAGCGAAAAGAUUGCGCUUGCUUUCGGACUAAUUCAUACAGAACCAGGGACGACGCUGCGCAUUGUGAAGAAUCUAAGGGUGUGUGAGGAUUGCCAUUCUGCAUUCAAGCUAGUUUCUCGAGUUUAUAACCGCGAUAUUAUCAUGAGAGACCGUGCACGCUAUCAUCAUUUCAGAAAUGGUGUGUGUUCUUGCAAGGAUUUUUGGUAAGGUGUUUAAAACAGACCAUGUUAAGACAAUUAGAAACUAAGUUGAGUUUGGUUCAAACUGUGAAAGAAGAGAAAUUGCUUUUACAGUAUUAUUGAACAUACACAUAUACAUAGUUAUGUAUUAUUUUGAAGUA
Arachis duranensis is the source of this 2160-nucleotide messenger RNA. Its product is annotated as pentatricopeptide repeat-containing protein At5g66520-like. Lineage: Eukaryota; Viridiplantae; Streptophyta; Magnoliopsida; Fabales; Fabaceae. The transcript is spliced from 2 exons. The record is from RefSeq and is a predicted model, not a curated record. Gene Ontology annotation, biological process: RNA modification. The coding region runs from base 24 to 2027 and encodes 667 amino acids. Gene Ontology annotation, molecular function: RNA binding; zinc ion binding; protein binding.